Megalopta genalis is the source of this 2564-nucleotide messenger RNA. It is a transcript of the gene aralar1, whose product is annotated as calcium-binding mitochondrial carrier protein Aralar1. Gene Ontology annotation, molecular function: calcium ion binding; L-aspartate transmembrane transporter activity; L-glutamate transmembrane transporter activity. Gene Ontology annotation, biological process: L-glutamate transmembrane transport; malate-aspartate shuttle; aspartate transmembrane transport. Lineage: Eukaryota; Metazoa; Arthropoda; Insecta; Hymenoptera; Halictidae. The record is from RefSeq and is a predicted model, not a curated record.
AGGUAGAGGGAGCCGAGCAGAAAUCGUCGUAGCAGCGUAGCCCUCUGGGAAUCGUCAGUCUGGUGGUGACUUUCGCACGCGAGGGACCGAAUUCGAUUCCUUCGACUCCUUUGAUUCCGUAGUUCGCCGACGGUUGCGUACCGUGCGUUGGCCGCAUUCUACAACCGCAUUCCAGCUUGCUCUGAGCCAUCUGCCGACCUUUUUCUGCGCUCUAGUGACUGUGACCCAUUAUUCGGCGCACGCGACCCCUGUCAGCAUGCUGGUUUCCGGCAGCACGUGACCGUUUCUCCUGCUGGAAGUGCACUCGCAACCGUGUUCUCUCUCUCUCUCUCUCUCUCUCUCUCUCUUUUUCUCUCUCUUUGUCUGUCUGUCUCUCCGCAUUCCUUUUCUCGGCCUUCCCGACGGCACAGCGAUGCCAUUCUUCUGGCUGUCCGGGGGUUCCGGAUAUCUAAAGCGUGCGCACACUGAACGCCUCCAUGAAAUCUUCAAUCAGUACGCAUCGCAGGAGAAGAAUGGCGAGCGGUUCAUGACCCCGUCCGACUUCGUGCGAAGCUACCUUGGCCUCUACACUGACCCAGACUACAACCCUGACUCUGUCAAUCUGCUCGCCGGUAUCGUCGACACCAGCAAAGAUGGGCUCAUAUCGUUCGCCGAGUUUCAAGCGUUCGAGGGGCUGCUCUGCGUGCCGGACGCUCUCUACAAGACAGCGUUCCAGCUGUUCGACACUAAUGGAAAUGGAAUGGUUGCGUUUGAGGAGUUCGCUGAGGUGAUGCGCAAGACGGAGUUGCAUCAGCGGAUGCCGUUCAACAUGGACAGCAGCUUCAUCAAACUCUAUUUCGGAAAGGAUAAACAGAGGUUGAUCAGUUACGCGGAGUUCAGUCAGUUUUUACACGACUUUCACGAAGAGUACGCGAUAGAGGGUUUCAAGAAGUUCGAUAAGGAUGGGCAAGGUUUUAUCUCGGCACUGGACUUCCAAGAUAUCAUGCUCAGCAUCAAGAGUCAUCUGCUGACACCCAACGUCAGGGAUAACUUGGUCGCUGCUGCGAGUAUCGGACAAUCGGGAAGGAAAAUCAGCUUUCCUUAUUUCAUGGCGUUCAACUCUCUCUUGAAUAACAUGGAGCUGAUAAAACGUAUCUACCUGAACGCGACCAACGGCCACCGAUACGAAGAAGUUACCAAAGAGAGGUUUCUCCAUUCCGCGCAAAUGAUGUCGCAGAUCACCCCGCUGGAGGUGGACAUUCUGUUUCAGCUUUGCGACCUGCUUCAUCAGACUGGAUCUACGGAAGAUGACGAGGCAGACUCGCGGCUUGGGAAAAUUGUAUACAAUGAUCUCGUGGCUAUGACACCUGAGCAGUAUUUCAAGCAAAUUACAAAACGCCUAGCCGAGAUCAAGGCGGUGUCGAGCCCGGAAGAGCGGGGCGUGAUCGUGCAGAUUCUCGAGAGCGGAUAUCGGUUCGUGCUCGGCUCGAUCGGAGGAGCGGUGGGCGCGACAGCUGUGUACCCCAUCGACCUGGUAAAGACGAGGUUGCAGAACCAGAGGACUGGAUCUCUGGUCGGCGAGCUGAUGUACCGAAACAGCUUUGAUUGCUUGAAAAAGGUAAUCCGGCACGAGGGUUUCUUCGGGCUUUACAGAGGUCUGCUUCCGCAGCUGAUGGGCGUCGCGCCCGAAAAGGCGAUCAAGCUGACCGUCAACGACUUCGUCAGAGAUAAGUUCAUGGAUAAGAAUGGCAAUUUGCCCCUUUACGGGGAGAUAUUGUCCGGCGCCUGCGCCGGAGGGUCGCAAGUGAUAUUCACCAAUCCAUUGGAGAUCGUAAAGAUCAGACUUCAGGUGGCUGGAGAGAUAGCCGGAGGUUCGAAAGUGAGAGCUUGGUCCGUCGUCAAAGAGUUGGGUCUUUUUGGAUUGUACAAAGGUAGCAGAGCUUGCUUCCUCCGGGAUAUUCCCUUCAGCGCUAUCUACUUCCCCAUGUACGCCCAUACGAAAACUAAACUGGCGGACGAGGGAGGGUACAACACACCCCUUUCCCUCCUGUUCGCAGGUGCAUUGGCAGGCGUGCCUGCUGCAGCUUUAGUCACCCCCGCCGAUGUGAUCAAGACGAGAUUACAAGUGGUAGCCAGAGAGGGUCAAACAACGUAUAACGGCCUGCUAGACUGCGCUAGGAAAAUUUUCAGGGAGGAAGGGGCCAGAGCUUUCUGGAAAGGAGCAUCAGCACGAGUGUUCAGAUCGUCACCCCAGUUUGGCGUCACCCUGUUCACUUACGAACUGCUGCAAAGGUUGUUCGUGGUCGACUUUGGAGGAUCGCGACCUGCUGGAUCAGAGCUUAAGAUACCGGCUACGGGAGUGGCGCAAGCGAUCCGAUCGACGAACCCGGAUCAUAUAGGCGGCUACCAGAUAGCUUUGCCGAUCUUCACUGGCAUCGAGACCAAGUUCGGUCUUUGUCUGCCGAGGUUCCAGACGGUUACACCAGGGAAACAAUUAAAGUAAUAAGGUUGUAGGAAAAUCGAGAGAUCGUCGUUGUUAGGGAAGCAAAGAAUAAUACAGAGAGCUCCAUAGUAUCCACGAGAAA